Echinostoma caproni is the source of this 609-nucleotide messenger RNA. NCBI's taxonomy places the organism in Eukaryota, Metazoa, Platyhelminthes, Trematoda, Plagiorchiida, Echinostomatidae. The record is from the annotation of a GenBank genome assembly.
AUGGGUUGUGCAUGGAGCGAUCCGGAUAAGAACCAGCAGGAUACUAGCAAAGCAAUAGAGAAGCAGAUUCGACAGGAUGCAGAAAAAGCUAUGAAGGAGGUUAAGCUCCUACUGCUUGGUGCUGGCGAAUGUGGGAAGUCUACGGUUCUGAAACAAAUGAAGAUCAUUCAUGGCCAAGGAUAUCAGGAAGAAGAACGAAAGGAAUAUGUUUGCAUAAUUUUCGCCAAUAUAGUGCAAUCGAUGAUAAAAAUAUUGAAAGCAAUGGAAUCUCUGGAGAUUGUUCCCGACUCUUUUGAUCCCGCAGUGGAGCUCAAAAAUUUGAAUGGGUUCCUCGCAAGUGUUGAAGAGGGCAAGUUCCCGGAUGACCUAGCCAAUACUAUUCGUACUUUGUGGAACUCAGAUAGUGUUCAGCGUUGUUUUGCACGUGCAAAGGAAUACCAAUUGAAUGAUUCAGCAUCUUAUUACAUGACUAAUUUGGAUAGGAUAUCAGCCCCUGGCUACACACCCACUGAGCAAGACGUCUUGCGAUCAAGAGUCAAAACUACGGGAAUCGUGGAAACGAAUUUCCGGUUCAAAGACCUAGAUUUUAAGGUCUUUGAUGUGGGCUGA